CACACACACACACACACACACACACGCACACCUGUCAGCCAGGUACAGACGACAGACGAGAACACACACGCUUUUCUCCGUGUCAAAGUUUUUCACCUGGUUCUUUUCCUUGGAGUUCUCCUCUUAUCAGCUGGACUAUGCCCCGCUCUGUGGACUGAGGGGCUUGGACUGCAGGGAACCAUUUAUCCACAAGCAGGUGUGAUCGAACAGCACACUGGUGAAGAUGCAAGCCGCCACAGAUUCUCCUGUGACCAACUCCACCACGGCUGUAACCAAGUCAAGACAGCAAAUCCUCAUCCAGAGUUCGGGCGCCAUGAUUGCGGUUAUCGUCAUCGGCAUCAUAAUCAUCCUCAGCCUACUACUCAUCAUACUGAAGACAUAUAACAAGAAGAUGCAUACAAGUAGAUUACUCAAUGGGACUGCCAGCAACACGAGGAAAACCACCACCUCAACGACGACAUUGCAGAUGCAGAACAUUCGAGGCAGUUCUCACUCGGGAGGCUUGGCACACUUCAACAGCAACUUUCAAAACGGGUUCCGUUUGCCACGAGCCGAGGUGUCCAGCAUCGCCGAGCAGGCCAGCACCAACAGUGGCUCCACUGUGGCCACGAUACACAGCACACCAUCAAUGGAGAACACGUAAAAAAUAUAUAUAUAUAAACAAUAAUAAAUUUCAAAAGUGUCUUACAUGGGCUCCAUUGUGAUGUUUGAUGAGAACACCCCCCACCCCUUGGAAUGAACAAACUGACCACAGGAUAUGGAAAAAAGGAAGACCCAACACUGAACUAUUAAGACAAACAUGAGCACCUCCACCAGCCAGAAGUUGUCAGUGGACAUUUUGUACAAAGAAAAAAAAAAAAGACGUCAGACGGUGGUUAAAUGGACCAGAGGGAACUCUCAGAGCCGAGCAUGGACAUACAGUAUGGACCACCGGGGACGUUUAGGGUUCAUUACGGCUCUGAGAAAACCAUUUCAGUGUUCUGUUAACAUGUUUGAAGGACCAGUGGUCAUUUCACCUUAAAACCCCACUUUGUGAUCCCUGGAAAAAUGAAACUUCAAAAUCCACUUUUUAUCACGGGGACGUCGCAAAAUGUCAUGACUGAGUAAAUAAUAACGUGUGAUAUCACAUAAUCAGUUUCCUUUAAGUCUAAGUGGAACGUAAUUGUAACUAGUGCCAAUUAGCACCAACAGUAAUGAUGUUGUUUAAAAUAAAGAACAGCAGAAAACUCUUUUAGUCUUAAAACAGGUGUU
Messenger RNA from Clarias gariepinus (North African catfish), 1251 nucleotides. RefSeq names its product non-compact myelin associated protein (gene ncmap). The record is from RefSeq and is a predicted model, not a curated record. Gene Ontology annotation, biological process: regulation of myelination. Lineage: Eukaryota; Metazoa; Chordata; Actinopteri; Siluriformes; Clariidae. Bases 224 to 643 code for a protein of 139 amino acids. The transcript has 4 exons. Gene Ontology annotation, cellular component: paranode region of axon; plasma membrane; Schmidt-Lanterman incisure. Gene Ontology annotation, molecular function: structural constituent of myelin sheath.